Messenger RNA from Esox lucius (northern pike), 2948 nucleotides. It is a transcript of the gene hif1al2, whose product is annotated as hypoxia inducible factor 1 subunit alpha, like 2. The transcript has 13 exons. The record is from RefSeq and is a predicted model, not a curated record. Lineage: Eukaryota; Metazoa; Chordata; Actinopteri; Esociformes; Esocidae. Gene Ontology annotation, biological process: cellular response to hypoxia; regulation of transcription by RNA polymerase II. Gene Ontology annotation, molecular function: DNA-binding transcription factor activity, RNA polymerase II-specific; RNA polymerase II transcription regulatory region sequence-specific DNA binding; protein dimerization activity. The coding region runs from base 94 to 2421 and encodes 775 amino acids.
UGUCCGUGCUGCUUUCUGGAUGAACAUUCAAAAUGGACUCAUCUGGACUUUCAUUUUACAUCACUGUACUUCACUUCACUUUAAAUCACGAAGAUGACAGUCCACAGUUCAAGGACAUGGACAGGAGGAAAGCAGAUUUUACAUCGUUGCCUUUGUCAAGACCUUUUGAACUGCUACCUCUUUGGACUUCUCAUGACAACAUUUCAGGAGGUAUUGCUGCACAUGAUUAUUCCAGGAACGACUGACAUGGUCCUCUUUGAUCCUGAACCAAGCAUGGUGAGAAGAGGAAGUUCUCUGCAAAGGUAUUGUGAUCGAAAACUCCACAGGACAGAGAGGAACAGAAUAAAUGGACAGAAGAGAAGUAGGGUGAGUUCGGAGAGGCUCCGGGCCCAGUCCCGUGUUGCAGCGAAGAGCCGAAGGGAGAGAGAGAGCCGUCUGUUUGGGGAGCUGGCAGCAUGGCUACCGCUGCCUCCCGGUCUGACCGUCCACAUGGACAAGGCUUCCAUUGUCCGAUUCACACUGGGCUACCUGCGUCUGAGAGCAGCUCUGGAUCAAAGAGACUACUCGGCACCAGAGACCAGGGUCAGCUCUGACACAGCCCAAUUCUCCGUGCACGACUGCCAGCCAAUGGAUGAGCAAUUCUCUGAGGAGAUGGUGCUUGAUUCUGCUCUUGGGGGUUUCAUGGUCUUGGUGUCCGAGAAUGGUCAGAUAAUCUACGCUACUGGGGACAUCCAUACACACACUGGGCUCAACCAGAUGGAUGUCAUUGGUAGGAGUCUGUUUGACUUCACACACCUCUGCGACCAAAAGGAGGUCAGAGAUAUCUUCUCAAAAAACCUAGCUCCCAAUGGAAUACAGAAAUACGAUUUCCUCCUCCGCAUGAAGAGCUCUCUGACCUCUCAGGGUCGAGCUGUCAACCAAAGACACACAAACUGGAAGGCGAUUCACUGUACUGGAGUUAAAAAGAAAUGUCCUCUUCCAGAGACCGCCUGCCUUGUCUUAUUGUGUCGACCCCUACCAAUUUCCCAGAACAUGGCCAGGGACGCCAGCUUGAAUCACAGAACCUUCCUGACCAGACAUAGCCCAGACAUGAGGUUCACCCACUGCCAAUCAGGUGUCAAGGAGCUGACAGGAUACACAGAAAGUGAACUUCAAGGCCAAUCUGUGUAUCAGUAUUACCACGCCUCCGACUGCCAGAACAUCUACAAAACACAUCAGAACUUGCUCUCUAAGGGCCAGGCGUCUCUGAGCAGGUACCGACUGCUGCUGAAAGCAGGUGGUUAUGUGUGGGCAGAGACAGACGCAUCAGUGGUCUACAACCAGAUUGGGGAGGCCCAGAGUAUCGUCUGCCUCAACUACAUUUUAAGCGAGGCGGAGCUACCAGAGAUGACGUUCUCACUGCAGCAAACCGAAGCAUUAUUGAGGCCCUUUUACUCUGAACUUGAGGUUGGGCCCACGGUGCAGAAUGAACCCACAGCAGAUGACCACGUUCAUCUAAUCAACACAACAGAAUCACCUCCAGAACACCAGGAUAAGAUACAAACCUAUCUUGAGCUCAAACAACAGAAUCAAAUGAACACAAACUCCCUCUCUGAAUUAUGUGAGCUGGACCUAGACUCGUUGGCUCCAUACAUACCUAUGGAUGGAGAGGACUUCCUCCUCACCCCAGUUAUAAACGGGAUCUUAGAUAUGUCAGAGGGCAAGCCACCCAACAAUGUUCAUGUCAUACCACCUGGUUUGGAGGACCAUUCUUCGAAAGUCCAGACAGUAGCUCCAGAUUUUCCUCCCCAGCUUCAGAUGAACAAUGUUCAGAUGAAGGCCCGGUGUGACUCAGAGAGGACACACACAGUGAAGGAAUCAGAGUUUGGGGACUGCACACAGUCAGUCUACAGAAGAGGUUGUAGUGGAUUCAAUGAGGGCAAUGAUCAUGACAGAUGGGAGGAUCUUGUCUUGACAGAAUGUGGGAGUGACAAAUAUUACGCAUCGUGUAGACAUCCGCGCGGAUUUGUGGCUGCCGCACGACUGCCUCAGCGGCCUGUUAAAUGUUUCCCCCUUCACCGUCCAGACGGAUCCACCUACCUGUGCAGACCACCUCCAAGGCAAGUGUUGUGGAAAUGCACACAACAGACCACAAAAUCCACGAAAUUCAAUGAUACUGACCAGAGGUCCACAUGCCAUAAUCCCUUUAGCCUACCGGUGCUUAGCCAGGUGGACUGUGAGGGGAUUCUGGGGCCAACCAGCUGCCUGCUCCAGGGGUCAGAGAUUACCUCCGUCCUGGACCAGGCUGCCUUACGAUUCUCACACCUGAAAAUGGUGGCAAUAAAUCAGCUCACAACCAAACAUGCCCACAUGUACACACCCAGGCCAGUUACUAAAAUCAACUGUGGAACAUCAACUUUGUACGCUGAAUGGAUAACAUGAACUUUGUAUAUUUUUGGAACAAAUCAUGCCAGUCUUUCUGUAAGGCCCAUUUAUUUGUCAUGAUAAAACCUAUUGUGAAUUACUAUAAUGGACCUAACAUACAAACAAACUGUGAUGUAUUAGCCUACUACAUACUGCACUUUAUUGCAAUGAUAAAGAUAACGAUGUUUAACUGUAUGUGCCCUUACAAUCAAUCAUUUUAUUAGUUUUUAUUUUUUUAGGUGAUUUUACCCUUUUAAGCAAUGAGCCAGAGAAAGUAUGAUAAUGUCUAAGAGCCAGAUGCCCCAAUGUGGCCCUUCACUUGGGGUGCAGUGAUUGUUAUAUAUUAUGUUUAUGGGCCAAAAAUAGCUCAGUUGGUAGUGCACGGCACCUACAACUCCAGGGUUGUGGAUUUGAUUAUAAUGUGGGCCAGUAUGACAGUUAAUGAAAAUGUUUGCAAUCCUUACUGCAAGUUGCUCUGGAUAAGGGAGUCUGCUAAAUAAGCUUGGUGUACAAUAUCUUUUGAUCCACAAAAUGUUUGAUUGCAA